AUAUAUGUUGUGAAAAUGUCCCGAGCAACAAGGCAAAGCAUCAUGAAGAGGCUGUUGGGCACUGUGCUGGGGCUUUUGUGCACCCAGGUUUGCUAUGUGAGAGGAGAGCAGGUGGAGCAGAGUCCCCCAACCCUGAGUCUCCAAGAGGGAGCCAGUUCCACACUGCGGUGCAAUUUUUCCACCUCUGGGAGCAACUUGCAGUGGUUUCGCCAAAAUCCUGGGGGCCACCUCAUCAGCCUGUUUCACAUUCCUUCAGGGACAAAGCAGAAUGGAAGAUUAAAGGCUGUGACAGUCGCUAAAGAACGCCACAGCUCACUGUAUAUUUCCUCUUCCCAGACCACAGACUCAGCCAUUUAUUUCUGUGCUGUGGAGCCACAUCAAGAAGGGAACUAUCAGUUGAUCUGGGGCUCUGGGACCAAGCUAAUCAUAAAGCCAGAUAUCAAGGACCCUAAACCUGCCGUGUACCAGCUGAAAAGCCCUAAAUCCAGCAACACCUCCGUCUGCCUAUUCACCGAUUUUGCUUCUCAAGCUGGUGUGCCACAAGUCACAGGGCCUGAAGUGUUCAGCUCGAACAGCACUGCGCUGGACAUGAGGGCCACGAAUUCCAAGAGCAACGGCGCCCUGGCCUGGAGCAGCAGAAUCGGCUUUCAGUGCAACGAGACCUUCAACGAGACAUUCUACUCCAGCUCAGGCGUUGCCUGUAAUGGCGAAUUGAUAGAGAAAAGCUUUGAAACAGAUAUACAGCUAAAUUCUCAAAACCUGUCAGUGAUUGUGUUCCGCAUCCUCCUCCUGAAAGUGCUCGGGUUUAACCUGCUCAUGACGCUGCGGCUAUGGUCCAGUUGAGGUCGCCAAGAACAUGAGAGCCCGGUGCUCCCUCGCUCCUUGCUCCUCACCGCCCCUCCUCUCCCUCCUCAAGCAGAGAGGUGCACCCUCUGCCCCCCUGGAAGAAAAAGCUCCCUCUGCCUCUCUGGUCCCACUGGCAAUGCCACCAACUGGAUCCUACAGGAUAUUUGUGAUCAAGACGCUGAAGAGCUGCCAAACACUGCUGCCACCCACUCUGUUCCCUCACUGCUGCUUGUCACUGCCUGACAUUCCCGGCAAAGGUGGGGGCUGCUGCAGCCUCUCCUGGCCGUGGAGAAACUCCUGCCCCUCCCUAGAGACUGCCUCUCUGUCCCACUGGCUGAUGGAUCCUCUGUGGGUUCUCUGGGGCUCUAGCUCCUAGAGGAUGUUGUGAGGAGUUUAUAUGUUUUUAAAUAGUGUUCAUAACAAAAUACAUAUCACCCUUGUUCCCAAGAUGCGGGGAAAAUUAUCUCAUUAUCUAGGCCCUGCUAUGCUGUGUAUCUGAGUCACGUUGUAUAUUCUGCUGCCCAUGGCUUCAUUAAAAGUGAUUUGGAAGAGCA
Messenger RNA from Ceratotherium simum simum (southern white rhinoceros), 1400 nucleotides. NCBI's taxonomy places the organism in Eukaryota, Metazoa, Chordata, Mammalia, Perissodactyla, Rhinocerotidae. The record is from RefSeq and is a predicted model, not a curated record.